CUCUGUAUGUUUGUGUGGCGUAGGAAAGCCAAGGAGGGGUUGUGGGACGAGGCGGUUCAAUGGAUAGCGUGUAAUGAGAGCAGAGUGAGGGUGGAGACAAGGAGAAUUGCCGGGCAAGACUUCCAGGUCUGGAGGUGGAUACAGGAAGACCCACCUCCUACCGAAAUUCCCUCCUCCCGCCAACCAUUAUCACCAGGAGGUCAACAAGGUCGUAGUCAAGGCAACUGGCACGGGAGUGUAUUUGACCACUAUCCUCCAGAGAUCACUACGAAGGUGGCUCCACCCACUGGCACGCCCUCUGUCUGCAUUAGACUUAAGAACAUGUUUGAGCCAAUCAGGAAGAUGAGUGAGAAUCAGAUCCAUGAACUGGAGAAUGCAGUGCUGGAGAGAUGUCACCCUCACGGAGCUGUGGUCCACGUCUGGGUGGACAAGAAAUCACCUGUGGGCUGUGUGUACCUGAAAAUGGACUCCCUCAAGUCUGCAAUGGAAUGCUAUAAUGUGCUGCAUGGCGGCUGGUACAAAGGUCAGUAACACUACACCAGGACACUCUUUGAGGUGGGAAAAUGUCGAUGAAUUUUUGCCAAGUUUUUUUACUGAGAAGUUACUAAUGAUGUCUUACUUGCUCCAAUCAUAAAUUGCUACAUAUUGUACAUUUUUCUCUCUCUCUCCUAUCACGACGGGUUACUUUAUUAAAACAAAUUCCAUUGAAGUUUUACUUGAAAGUCUAAGUAUUGUAAUGGUCCUCUCUUCCUCAUCCCUCUCCCUCUCUCUCUCUCCGCAGGUAAACUAGUGACUGCAAAGUAUAUCCCUGAGAUCAAGUACCACAAGUGGUUUCCGACUGCUACAAACGCAAAAACUCCAAUCCUUGAAUCCUAGCAGUGUUUCUCUGUACAUUAUUAUUAUUGAUUACUGUAUAUAGCCAGCUAGUGUGUUGUUUCUCACCGCACAUUUCAAUUUUCCACUAUUAAA
Molecule: messenger RNA, 969 nt
Organism: Geodia barretti
Lineage: Eukaryota; Metazoa; Porifera; Demospongiae; Tetractinellida; Geodiidae
Source: the annotation of a GenBank genome assembly